CCCCCUAUAUACAUAUAUACCUUGCAAUGUGUGUGUGUGUGAGAGAGAGUGUGUGUGUGAGGGGGUAGGUGCAUAGAGCGUGAGCCGCUUUACCAGAAGACAGACAGAGAGAAAUGCGCAAUAAGCUUGACAUUCAGUGAUGAGCAGUAAAAGCAGUAAAAGCCACUAGAACACGGUGCUGAGAUGAAAACGCGUUGCCAUGUUCUCCAAGAGAAAGUCUACACAGCUUGAUUUUUCCAACAACUAGCUGGAUGAAGUGAUGGCAGUGUGAAAUCUCUACUCUGUUACAGAUACACUCUAUUGCCUCCCUUGCCCAGGAGAAUUCUGAUUAUUUGAGGUCGAGGCCACUAACCACGAAGACAGCCUUUCAGCAGGAAGCAGGAUUUCCAGAUCUGUCCUGAGCUAACAGAGAAAUGGUGUGAAGGCUUAUGAGCAGUGCUCCUCGUGCAGUAAGGGAGCUUUUCCUGAGGCAGGAACAGAUGGACGGAAUGAACUUCACGUUGGGGAAUUCCUCUGAGGGCAAUGAAACGGAGCCAGAAGUGGAGACGAGCUCGUAUAAAACAGUGGAGGUGGUGUUCAUUGUGCUAGUAGCGGGCUCACUUAGCCUGGUAACUGUGGUUGGGAACAUACUGGUAAUGCUCUCUAUAAAGGUCAACAGAAGCCUACAGACUGUCAACAACUACUUCCUGUUCAGCUUAGCAUGCGCUGACUUCAUCAUCGGGCUUUGCUCCAUGAACCUCUAUACUGUUUAUAUUGUCAUUGGUGCCUGGCCACUUGGCCCUGUAGUGUGUGACCUGUGGUUGGCUCUGGACUAUGUGGUCAGUAAUGCGUCGGUCAUGAACUUGCUCAUUAUCAGUUUUGACCGCUAUUUCUGCGUCACAAAGCCGCUGAGUUAUCCUAUAAAGAGGACCACUAAGAUGGCGGGGAUGAUGAUUGCUGCUGCCUGGGUGCUGUCCUUCAUUCUCUGGGCUCCUGCUAUCCUCUUUUGGCAGUUCAUUGUGGGUGGCCGCACUGUGCCAGAAAGGGAAUGUUAUAUCCAGUUCUUUUCAAAUGCAGCUGUUACCUUCGGCACCGCUAUUGCCGCCUUCUACUUGCCUGUCAUCAUCAUGAUGGUGCUAUAUUGGCAAAUCUCUCGAGCCAGCAAGAGUCGCGUGAAAAAGGAAAACCGCAAGCCUUCAGGCACCAACACCAGAACUGGAUCUCCCAGUCAGAACCGCGGCAAUGCAGCCAACAAGCUGGACAACAACAACGUGAUGGCCGAGGACCCUGAUAGGAAUCAAACCCAGACCGUAGAUGAAAUGACCAACCAGCAUGACAGCAAAAUGCAGAAUGGCAAAGGGCCAUCCACAGCCAGUGCGGAGAGAGAUGGAGAGGAAACUAACAGAGACAACUGUGUCCCUGUUGAGGAGAAAGAGAGCUCCAAUGACUCCACUUCAGGCAGUGGGGCCACAGCUCAUCAGAAGCCAGAAACCAACAACACUCAGAUGCCUGCACGGCACCAUGCGAAGACCGGUGCCUCUAAACUUACCUGCAUUAAAAUUGUCACCAAGUCGCCCAAGGGAGACUCUUAUACUCCCUCCAACACCACAGUGGAGAUCGUACCAGCAGCUGAGAAGCAGAACCACGUGGCCCGCAAGAUUGCGAAGAUGACUAAGCAACCCCCCAAAAAGAAGAAAGCAGCUCCUUCCAGGGAGAAGAAGGUGACACGCACCAUCAUGGCUAUCUUGGUGGCAUUUGUAGCCACGUGGACACCCUAUAACGUGAUGGUUCUCAUCAAUACUUUCUGCUCCAGCUGCAUCCCUAACACAGUGUGGACCAUUGGCUACUGGCUCUGCUACAUCAACAGCACCAUCAACCCCGCAUGCUACGCUCUGUGCAAUGCCACAUUCAAAAAGACCUUCAAGCAGCUUCUGCUUUGUCAGUAUAAAAACAUACGCUCAACCAGAUGAGCUACGAUAUAAGUAUGCAUGUGUGCAUGUAUGGUUAUGUUUCUGUGUGUCUGUCGAAGUGUGUGAAAAGGUUUUGGAUGACAGUGUGAAAACCGUGGCAGCUGGGUGGGGUUUUCUUUCUUGUGUUUUUAAAUGUCGUGUGGUUCUUUUAUUGACACCCUGUUGUAGCACUUUACACACACCCAACAACACAACUCAGAUAGGUCUAUAGCUCUUUAGGCUUUACGUACAGACCAGAACAGCUUUCAAGAUAUGAAAUAGAAUUAAACACAACCAUCACAUGAAAAUAAAAGUAAAAAAAGUAAAAAGAUUUCUAUACAUUUUUGUAAAAUAGAAAUGUAUAAACCAAUAUGUUAAAUGUAAAAUAAAUAGCAUGAAUAUACAGUAUAUUAGUGCGGCAGAGCACUGGAGCAGAAACUCCACGUUUGAUAUAAUGUUAUCUACAUAUAGUAGAGUAGCUGAAAACAGAUUUAAUUUGAGAGAGCAGUGUAAUACUGAAUCUGCUCUCUUCAACUAUUUAUUAAAGGGACAAUAGGGCUGCCUGAACACUCACACCUAGUGUUUGGACUUCAGUGUAAAAUAAUAUGUGUAAAUACUUGUAUAUAACCUUGUAUACUAUUUGGCAUUUUGUGUGUGUGUGUGUGUGUGUGUGUGGUAGAUAUAGAGUUUUUCAGAAAUUAUGUAUGACUGACUACUGGCUGCUGUGUGUUUCACUCUGUGUGUGUGUGUGUGUGUGUGUGUGUGUGUGUGUGUGUGUGUGUCUAAAGCUGAAUGAGCUAUUGGAAAACCACUCUACCGUAUCCACAUGUAAGAGUGGGAGUGUGGGGCAGCGUGAAUUGCUCAGGCCUCCAGAGAUGCAAAUUAAAGGCUUUUAAAAUGAUGACUGAUGAGCAGGGUGAAGAGACUCUUCUAUACAGAGCUGUUACUCUGGACAUUUUUAAUAACUCAUUGGUCACCGUUGCUUUGUUGCAACACCAAAUGGAGACAUAAAAAACAAAACGGUUAGUGACAAUGAACAGUCUGUCCUGCACAGUGAUAAACCAUCUUUAGUUAUUUAAAACCCUCUUCAUUGCUUUCUCAUGAAAUAUGCAGAGACGCAAAUGUAUGCUCAUGCCUGCAGCAAGGUGUUCAUUCAUGCAAUCUGCAGGUGGUUACGGCACACUGACAAGCCCGCAGCACUGUUCUGGAGGGAUCCUGUGUUUUUCUGUCAGUGUAACAGCGUGUGUAGAGACUCAGAGUUGAUUAUGAGAGACGACUAAGCAUUGGGUAGUGUGUGAGUAGGACAUAAUGUGUGAGUAGUGAUAGUUCUUCCUCAGAGCCUACCUCUCUGUGGCAUUGUGUUUUGCACUGAGGCUUUCAGUCCACACAGAGGUGUGUUUGUGUGUGUGUGUGUGUGUGUGUGUGUGUGUGUGUGUGUGUGCGAGUGUGAGAUCACCCCAGAAUGCGGGUUAUUCUAAAUCACAGGCUUUGGUCUUGUGAAUUACAAGGGCUACAUAUUUUGCACAUUUCAUCAUGUAGCAUCACAUAAACGUGUGGCUCACACUACAAAAAAAAAAAAAAUGACAGCAAUGAAAAUAUCUUAAAUAUAGUCAAAUUUAUCUACUAUUUCCUAUUAUACACCAAAUAUAAGACGAUUAAACUUAUUUCUAAACAUUUUUUAUUUUCAAGCUUUGCUUCUUUCUAAAGAUAAAUGCUUAAAAUGAGCAAAAUGAUCUGCUAAUUAUAGAAUAAGACUAUUUGAAGCUUGAAAUGAGUAGAUAUAGAUUUCAUAAUUUGCUUUAGCGUAAUCUUACAAUAGGAAAUACUAGAUAAUAGAUCAAUUUAAAUAUAUUCUAAAUAUUUUUACUUGCUAUGCUUUUUUUGCAGUGUAGACAAAUUUUUGUUUUUUAUGAAGAAGGAUGUUGUAUUUUUAAUGAGCAUUUGGGUAACUUUAAUCCCUGUAAAUUCCUGUGAAUCUGUAAUUCUCGUAUAAUUAUUAAUGUUAAGGCAGGAUGUUGGUUAAUGUGAAGGCUUUAAAAGACUGGUCUUGUGGAGUGCGGUGAAUUUUAAUGUGAGAGUGAGCAGUGUUUGGCCAAAGGGCUAUGGAGUAGAGUGUAUCUUUAGACUGACUCUUGAGUAGAAUAAAGGUUUAGGCUGAAUGGUGUUGUUCGAGUUAAGGAUUUUGGCUGCAGUGUUUGAAGUAGGAGCAGGUCCUUGCUAUAGGCAGUGUGAUACAGAGCAAUGUGGAUUAAAGUAAUAACACAAUCUCAUGGUAAGAUGUAUCAGAUUAGCUGACGAAGCUGAACACAGUGUGGGAUUGAGGAUUCGGCAGGCUCAGGGGCUCCACUUACUGCCCCACACAUUUUAUAAUCUCUUCAUCCAAUCAAAAAAAUCAAAAAUAAAGAAAUGUUUACAAAGAUUUUACUAUUAUUGUUCCUUUUCACUCUCUCCCACACACAUGUUCAACAAUCAACUUCACAAAAUAAUAGCUAAAUAAAUAUUCACCCUUUUACUUAAUAGGAGUAAAUAACUAAUUUUUCUCAAUUAAUAAAAACGAGAACACUGCAAAUAUAACAACUUAGCAAGUGGAACUACCUUGAAUAUAGUCAAACUAGUAUUUCCUUUUAUAAGAUUAUUUCUCUAUUUUUUUAUAUAUAUUUUAUGCUUGAAAUAGUAUUGCUCAUUGGCAGACAAUUUUGCAAAUUUUAGACAUUUAUUUCUAGAAAAAAAGCAAAAGCUAAUCGAGAUCCAUAGGGGCAGGAUUUUCUCUGCCGCUCACUCGCUCCAUGAGCAUUUUCAGUGGAGGAAGAAGUAGAGCGGAGAAGUUAUUGACCAGGUUGCCAGAUUGGUUUAGUUUAAAAAUAUUCUGCGGCCACCAAGAGUUUGUUUUAUACCAAAUCAUCAUCAUCAGAAUCAUUUCUAGUGUAAGAUAUAUUGCAAAGACUGGGAGAGAAAAAGACAGAAUAAUAUGUGAAAUAGUUGUUUCGCCAUGGAGAGGCUGAGAAAAACGUGUCUCCUUUUUCACGUCUUUCGUGUAGUUUUGAGAUGUAGUUGGGAUGAAAAUUUUGAUGAAACCUAUCAACCCUGGUUAAUGAUAUUACCUUGAAUACUGUUGAGGAAAUGUACGUCUAAAAUGGCUCCAAUCAAGCUGCUAGACUGUACGCUGGAGGAUUAUAUGUUGUCCACUCUCACCUCUCUAUUACAGGGUUACUCUAAAAAUUCACUAGAAAGUAAGUGUGAUAACCUUUCGACUUUAUUUUGUUUGAGGCAAAAUGUCAUUAUUAAAUGUCACCCCGCCACACCAAAAUCUAUAGUCACGAGCCGCUGCUGCGUCUAUCUCUGAAGUGUCUGGUUAACCACUUUAAUCUGUAGUGCUAACAAAGGUCACAGCUCUCACCACUGUCCAUUCCAGUCAUGUGGCAGAAUACGUGUGAGAGUAUGUGAGAUAGGCAGGUUGGCUGAGGGAGUAGUCCAGUAGUCCAGUAAGUUCAGCUCUCAUAGGUCUGUAUGUUUACCAGUCUAAUCCCACACACACACACACACACACACACACACCUCUUUCUGUGCCGCUGAUUGAGGGAUGGGUCUGAUAGCCACUCCAACAGAGCACAGAUAGCAGGAGUGUUACUCUGAGUGUUCAGCAGAGCAAGAAUUUUUCCACUAGGAGCUCUCUGUCCAACUCUCAUUGUAUCUCUUGCACCAUGACCUGUGAUGUGUGAACACAUCCUUACAUGGCGUCUAUCAUAUUCAUUAUGACCAUUCUGCCUGAGCUAAACUAGAGAGGAGUGUGUGAUAGUGUGGAGUGGUGUAUGACAGUAGACAGCUGUUUAUGAUUGUUUGUGGAAGAUGAGACGUGCACAGGCAGGUGGUUGGCAUUUGGCAGUGAUCUGCAGACCCCCCUGUCAGGUAUGGCUUUGCUUUGAGUGUGCUGUGGUUGGCUGAUAAGUCUUUGUUCUGCUCUCAGAGAUAGAGAAAGAAAGAAAGAAAGAAGGAAAGAAAGAAAGAGUCUAUCAUUCAGCCUCUCUGUGUGACACUUGUUUAAAAGCAACUGAGAUCUCAGGGGCCUUGGCAGGAACACUAUCCCAGAUACACUGCUGUGUUACUGGCAUAAACCCAUACGGGGUGUGUGUGUGUGUGUGUGUGUGUGUGUGUGUGUGUGUGUGUGGACUAGAGAAGAGAGUUUAUUAGUCACCCUUCAAAUCAGCACAGUAUAAUACAAAUAACAAAAGGGCUUAGUACACUGCAAAAUAUUAUAUCUUAGCAAGUCAAAAUAUCUUGACUUUAUCUAAUGUUUCUUAUUAUGAGAUUAUUAUAAAUCAAAUAGAAUAUUAUUCAUCUUGUUUUUAGAUGCUGUUACACAUUUCCAAGCUUUCUUAUUCUAUUGGCAGAAAAUUUUGCUUCUUUCUAGAAAUAAAUGCUUACAAAAAUUAUCUGCCAAAAGAACAAAACAAUUUCAAGCUGGAAUUAGUAAAAAUGUCUAGAAAAAAAAAACGAUCAAAUUGUAAUAAUCUUGUGUUUGAUUUAGUGUAUUUAUUAUAACAGGAAAUACUAGAUAGGUGCAUUUGACUUUAUAAAAGAUAUUCUCAUUUGCUAAGAAAGCAUUGUUUGCAGUAUACAAAUUCUUCUAAAAAAUAUUUACGUUUUAAUAUUUAAAUCAUUGGUUUGGUUGAAUAUGAAAUUAAAUGAAAUCUUUCAGUAAAGUUAAACAUAUGUGAAUUUAUUUUCAGCUAUUUUGUGGAUAUACAGGUUAGCAGGUCCUGUGUCAUGGUUAUUGGGUAGUGGAUUUCAAUUAAUUACAUAGUCAGUCUCCCUCUGUGUUUCCUCUACCGCUCCCGAUUGACAUCAAGUGCCUUACAGAACUGUCUGAUAUUCCAAUUUUUAAAAAAUCUUUCUUCUAUUAUGAGUCAUAAACUAUUUUAGCCAUGACAGUGAUGGUGAUUACUGUGUUUGUAUGAAGAGUUUUGUGUUUGUGGUUAGGUGACUAAAAACCACAGGAUCCUAUUAAACCCAUCAUUCAUUUAUUCAGCUUGAUUAAUUAUUACUUUGGUACUAUGAUCCUGAUAGAUUUGCAUAGCAAUGUGUAUCCAGAUACACACUCUGGUCUUCAGAUGUGAAGUAGGAGGAGUGUGUAUAAACGUAUGCGCAGCUAAUCUCUGGAGGUCUGGGUAUCUCACUUUCUACGCGUGAAUAUAAAGGAGGUUUGUUUUGGCAGUGUGUGUAUGAAGUGUGUAUUUGAGUGAGACUGUGUUAGUGUGCUGCUGUGUGUAAGGAGUUAUGUUAAGAUACCAACAACAAAGUGUAUAUGAAAAUAUCAAAACUUUCUAAAAUAACUUUCCACGCGUCUGACACUGAGUAGGACACAAUGUGAAUUACUCAGAUACUGAUCAGCAUAGAGAGGACAUAUCACACACACACACACACACACAGACAAUUUCACAGACAAAAAUGGGUGCCAGAGACACACUGCCAGAGGCAAGCCAACAAACAAACAAACAAAUGAGAUGAGCAUGCUCAAACACAUGACGCAUACUGCAUUGAAUGAAUUUCAAUAUAUAUAUAUAUAUAUAUAUACAGUAUAUAUAUAUCUUUUUGUAUGAAGUUUUAUAACUGUCCAUCUAUUCUGUAUAGAUGUAUUGUAUAUAAAGCAUGUGUUUAUUGCCGGACUGAGGAACUGACUCUGGAGUAUCGAUUCUGGUGUUGGAGCAUCUGUCAGUGGAAACAAGGGAUAAUUGGACUUUAAAUCAAGAAACUGAAUACCCUAAACCCCCACAGACAAGCUGAGGCUUUAAUUAUCGAGACAGAAAGAGAGAUGAUGAUGACAGAAAAUCAUAAAAAUUAUAACUAAUUGUUGUGUACAGUCAUAACAAAUAGAAACACUUGAACUGGUGUGAAACACUUGAACUGGGUUGAGUGUGUAUUGACUGAUGUGUUUUUUUUGUUUUUUUUGCCUGGGGUUGGAUUAAAAGGAAACUGGUGAGGCUUUUCUGUAGACAGUUUUUAUAAAGUUAUGCCAGCUUUGCCUGUGAGCAAGACAGGAAACGGCAUGAAAAACUUUCAAGCUAAUAAUUUAAAAAAAAAAAAAAAAAAAAGUUAAAUAAGCACACAGACUUCUCUCCUUCCUCAGGGAGUGGGGAGGAAUGAACCAAAUGUAAAAAAUGAUAAUAAUAAUAAUAAUAAUAAUAAUAAUAAUAAUAAUAAUAAUAAACCAGUGUGUCUACUCUAAAAAGCAUUAGAAAGUAGCAUAAGUGUAGGAGGAUCUGUGGAAAUGCACUUCCUAUGUCUGAUGUACAUACUGAACUCUUUAUGUUCUCUUACUGAGGUGUGUAGAUCCUCAUUGUGCUUCACUUUCACUGUGGGUUGUGAAUUUCAUCUAGUAGAAAAGUUGUUUGUUAACAGUUCAAAGCUUUCCACUGUACAUAUAUAUAAUGAACAUACUAUGUAGUUUGGCACAGUUGAUGUGUAAAUACAUGUUUAUUAUUUAUAUGAUUGUCUCCUUCUCAACCCCUCAGUCUUCCCUUCCCUCAAUAUCCCUCCUGUUUGUACAUUGUGUAAUGGUACUGAUUUCUUUAAAGAAACAGAAGUUGAAAUUUGGAUGUUUAGAAAUUAUAAAUGAUACUGUAACAUGAAAUACAUUUACAGUGUAUAUUGUGCUAUACUCUUUUGGAGAAUAAUUAUAUCAAAUAAAGAUAUAAGAGUCUGCAUAUUA
Molecule: messenger RNA, 8634 nt
Organism: Pangasianodon hypophthalmus (striped catfish)
Lineage: Eukaryota; Metazoa; Chordata; Actinopteri; Siluriformes; Pangasiidae
Gene: chrm2a
Product: cholinergic receptor, muscarinic 2a
Exons: 4
Coding region: 429-1949 (506 amino acids)
Biological process (GO): regulation of heart contraction; adenylate cyclase-activating adrenergic receptor signaling pathway
Cellular component (GO): plasma membrane
Molecular function (GO): G protein-coupled acetylcholine receptor activity
Source: RefSeq, a predicted model, not a curated record